UAGUGUUUGAAUGGUAAACUUUGCAGUCACUGCCAUGUUUUAGUUAGUUUUCUAACUAGUUUAUCUUUAUAAAUCUUUCGUCUUUUCACUCAUGGUUUGUUAGAGUCUGAGCUGCAAUGGCAACCAAGGUAGUUUAUUCGUCCAGAGACCCUGUGCUGAAGAGAGAUGAUUUUGAAGACAUCCUGGAAGAGAGGAGGAAAUCUAGUGAUAUGAGAUAUGCUCUAAAGUGCUACACACCUGCUGUUUAUAAGAACCUGGUGCCUUGCAAAGCCAGCAUGCUUCAAAACAUUGUGCUUCAGUCCGAUUCACUGCAGUACGUCAUCAACCAGGUUUCAGCAGAGAGAGGUGAGACCAGCGAAAUGGUUCAGGAAGAGGCGGCUCAUGUGCUGGAGGAAAUGGCUCAUCGUCUGCAGCUCAGCACCAUCCGCUUCUUCGCCUUCACGCUUAGCAAAGCCUUUAAGGCGCUUUACCGUAGUGUGUGUGUCAAUGAGGAGGGCAUUCAGAGACUUCAGCAGGCCAUUCAGGAGCAUCCAGUGGUUCUUCUGCCAAGUCACCGCAGCUACAUGGACUUCCUGAUGAUGUCCUAUAUUCUGUACACUUAUGACCUAGCUCUGCCCGUCAUCGCUGCAGGAAUGGAUUUUAUGAGUAUGAAGUUUGUCGGUGAGAUGCUGAGAAUGUCGGGAGCGUUUUUCCUUCGUCGUUCAUUUGGCGGGGACAAACUCUACUGGGCUGUCUUCUCAGAAUAUGUGAAAACUAUGCUGAGGAAUGGCUAUGCACCAAUCGAGUUCUUCUUGGAAGGAACCAGGAGCCGAACUGCCAAAUCACUCACACCAAAAACAGGUCUUUUAAAUAUAGUAAUGGAGCCAUUCUUUAAAGGAGAAGUGUUUGAUGUGAACCUUGUUCCGGUCAGUAUCAGCUAUGAGAGAAUGUUAGAGGAGUCCUUGUAUGCACGUGAGCUACUUGGAGUCCCCAAACCUAAAGAGUCCACAUCAGGUCUUUUGAAGGCCAGACAGAUCCUCAGUGAGGAUUAUGGGAAGAUGCAUGUAUAUUUUGGCGCCCCAGUGUCCUUGCGCAGCCUGGCACAGGGACAAAUCAGCCAUUCUCAUUACAACCUGGUGCCCAGGCACAUUCCACAGAGGCCGACGACAGACACUCAGGUGUUCGUGAAUGAUGUGGCGUAUCACCUGGUACGUCUGCAGGAGCAGAACAUGGUGCUGAAACCGUGGGCCCUGAUCUGCACGCUCCUCUUACAGAACCCAGACGGCAUGGAGUUGACUGAGCUCACCCAGCAGGCUGACUGGCUCAGGAGUCUAGCGCUUAGCUUUGGUGCUUUCCUAGACUGGCCUGAUCAUGAACCCUGCAGUACGGUGAUCAGCUCCAGUUUGACCCUACACAGAAACUUAGCUUGUGUAUCUGGGAGCCGUGUGCGACUGGUUGUUUCUGAACCAUUGGGGGCGGAGCACAGUGCUGAGGAGGCGGAGUUUAACCGAGCUGUCAGUGUGCUCUCUUGUGCCUCCUACAGGAAUCAGAUACUGCAUGUGUUUAUCAGACCUGCACUGCUGGCUGUGGCUAUGCACAUGGCCAACUCACACAGGAAAGAGGAAAUCUACAACUGCUUUCAUCUCCUGCGGAACGUGUUUUAUAAUGAAUUUAUCCUCUGUCCUGGACUCUCAGUUCAGGACUUUGAGAAGGCGUGUAACCUGUUGACGAGGUGUGGCGCGAUUCAGGAGUUGCAGCAGGAAGUUGUCGUGUCAUCGAGUGGACAGACCACACUUGCAUUCCUGUCUUCAUUACUGGACCCAUUUCUGCAGGGAUACCAGGUGGUGUGUCGGUAUCUGUGUGAGGAGAUGGAGGAUCUAUCUGAGAGUAAAUAUGUUCCUGCAGUGAGGAGCUUUGCUCUCCAACUCAUCCUCAAAGGAAGUCUGAAGUGUUAUGAAGUGUUAUCUUCAGAUUUGCAGAAGAAUGCUCUUGCUGCUCUGAUACAACUGAAGGCUGUCAGGAAGGUCAAAAUUGGAGAUCAGGUGAGACUGAAGGUCAACAAGAUUGCUGUCAACUCGUUGGAAGACAUGCUGGGGGGUAAAAUUCCCACCCAGAAACCUGUCCUGGCACGGUUAUAAACACACAAACGCACACUCCGGUGAGGAUACUGCAGCCUGAACUGCCUUCAUUUCCAUAAUGGCUCAUUUUCACAAGAUGGCACAGCUUUGCUGACUACAAAGAGUGUUUGUUAAGGAGCGUUAAGGAGCUGUAACCGUCUGGAACAAGCUCUCGACAGUAAUGACCUUUCUCUCUAUUCUCUCUCCCUCUGUGUCUCUCUCUCUCUGUCUGUUUGUUUCUGUGUCUCUCUCUCUCUUUCUGUGUGUCUCUCUCUUUCUGUCUCAUUUUUGAGGCUGUGUUCACAAGGGCAUUUUCAACAUCUGUCAGAAAUGCACUGUUGCAUAAAGAGUAAGACCUUGAUGUAUUACAUGACAGAUCAUUCGACAAAAAUUCACAAUUUCAGUCUGAAGGCAUCUUGACCAAAUCACGCGUCAGCCAAUCAGAGACAGAAUUUUAUUCAUUACUGUCAGAGAAGAAUAUAAAUGAGAAACAAAUUGUGGCUAUAGAAUAUACUUAGAAGAUAUAUAAGUCAAAUCUUUACAUAUACAUUCACCGAUCACUUUGUAUUAGGUACAAAUAUUUGGAUUUUAAAAGCUAUUACUGACUGUUGCCCACUGUUGCCCAUCUGUUACUCUGUACAAUUCCUCACCCCCGUGACCCCGCACUGACCAGAUAAUAAUUGGGUGCUUGACCAUUUUUUAGCACUGCAGUGACACUAACAAAGUAAUAACAUGGUAUGUAGUGUGUAUUGUUCUGCUAUUAUUGUAGCAGGUGACCAAAGAUGUCAAAUCUAAAUCAACUCCAUUGUCAGAGGGUCUGUUUGUGGUGGCUGUGUCCUUUAAUCCAUACAUGAUGGCAUGGCAUCCCUUCAGAUGCUGAACAACAUCCGUAUAUAGUUAAAGCCAGAUGUUCAUAUAUGGACUUAGUUAUGUUCAAAUUUCCAUAAAUGGAUUUAAUUAUGGCCCCAAUUAUAUGUAUGUAUUUAGUAACGAUGACAUUUCCAUACAUGGACUUAGUGACCAUCCCCUUUUUCAGACAUGGCCACAAUUUCAUUAAACGGCCUUGUUUAUUUAUAUAUAUAAACUGGUGACCUUUGACAGGGCCAUGUAUAGACAUGCCUUCUGUGAUUUGCAGACAGACUCAAACACUUUGUCUUUUCUAAUUCUUCUUUACAUCUUUUCAUUUAUUUACUGCCACUUUCACAAAUGUAACCCUCUACAUUUUAUUGUAAUAUUGAAUGGGUUUUUUUGGGUGUGUGCUUUAUUGUGGAGGUGAUUUUUGCACGUUGCUGCAGUGUUCUGUUUUGUACUGGGUUGAAAGUUUAUUCUAAGUUUGUUACAAAUAUUUUUUUGCUUUAAAGUUACUGACUGAGUGUUGAUAACUGUCUAAUCUGUUACUCCUGCCAAAUGGUUUUCAGAGGUUGUUUAAUCGCUGAGUUUUUCGGGACACUGAAUGCCAUCAGAUGUUUACAUGUUUUUAUUCAUAUAAAGAUAAAAGUGAACUCUAGUUUUGUACUGUAGAACAGAAUAUGCAAUUCUAUAAGAACGUCUGGUGUAAUGUUCUGUAAUGUUGCUUGUUGGACAUCUCAAUCCAAAACCAUAGCCAUAAAUACUAAAUUACCCCCUUCCUCCACUUUGAGGCUAAAAGAGCUUCAUACAUAUGGACAUUUAUUUAUUUUAUUUAUUUGGAUUUUAAUGUAAUGUUUUACACUAGUUACAUUCAUCACAGGACAGAUAGCUACAGGUUACUCAUGAUUCAUCAGUUCAAGUUCAGUGUCAAACUGGCAAUUUUGUAUCUCCAGUUCAUCUAACUUACAUGCCUUUGGACUGUGGGAGGAAACCGGAGCACACUGGGAACACAAAAGUAGCAUACCAACGUCUAGAAUGACAGGUGGGGUGAGGAUCAAGCCCAGGUCUGUCCCCACAGUACUGGUGCCCCAGCCUUCCUCUCCAGUCACAAACUUAAAACUAUGAUUAUUUUUUGCUGUGAGUAUGUUUUCUAAAUUAGAAACACUGAAAUUCAGAAGAACUAAGCAGGUAAUAUCUGAAUUCCAGUGCACGGUUUAGACUUUAACACUCUAUUCAGCAGCUGUUUCAAAGCCUAAUAAAUAAAUGACUUUGUUGAGAGUGUGAACGUCACUCCAAGGAACAUUUACUGAACUAUGCCAACUCUUUUGCCAAAGCCAUUUCCUGAAUUUUGUUUUGCUGUGGGAUUUUGAGCAUUAACAAUGAGUCUAAUGUCACGGUUUGAUAAUGUUUGUAUAACCCAUUAUGCACUGUAUGUAAGUGUAUAU
Trichomycterus rosablanca is the source of this 4390-nucleotide messenger RNA. It is a transcript of the gene gnpat, whose product is annotated as glyceronephosphate O-acyltransferase. The record is from RefSeq and is a predicted model, not a curated record. Bases 117 to 2117 code for a protein of 666 amino acids. Gene Ontology annotation, cellular component: mitochondrial membrane; peroxisomal membrane. Gene Ontology annotation, biological process: phospholipid biosynthetic process; fatty acid metabolic process; ether lipid biosynthetic process. Gene Ontology annotation, molecular function: glycerol-3-phosphate O-acyltransferase activity; glycerone-phosphate O-acyltransferase activity. The transcript is spliced from 16 exons. Lineage: Eukaryota; Metazoa; Chordata; Actinopteri; Siluriformes; Trichomycteridae.